CCGACCUCCCCCACCACGGCCGCUGCAGUCAGCAGACCUGCAGCGUCAGCUGAUGGCCCGACUGCCACUCCCACGCCCAGCUAUGCUCCCUCUCCUCCUCCUCGCCGUGCUCUCGGUCACAGCGGCGGCGGCCUCCUCGCGCCCCCACCCACUCGACCCGCUCACCCCCGCGGAGAUCACGGCCGUGCGCGCCGCGGUGCUCGCCUCCCCGCUGGUCCCCGCCCGCCCGCUCACCUUCCACUACGUCGGCCUCGACGAGCCCGACAAGCCCGACGUCCUCGCCUACGCCUACGGCGGCGGCACCGCCAGGCGCCGCGCGCGCCGUCAGCCCCUCCAGCGGCGCGCCCUCGUGAUCGCCCGCGCGGGGGGGCAAUCCCACGAACUCCGCGUGGAGGUCGCCCGCAACGGCUCCUCCUCCGCCGCCGCCACCGUGCUCUCCCACGCCGUGCACCGCGGCGCGGGCUUCCCGACGCUCACGCUCGAGGAGCAGUUCGCGGCGGUGGCGCUUCCGCCGGCGUACCCGCCGUUCGUGGACUCCGUGCGCCGCCGCGGGGUGGACAUGGGCGACGUGCUCUGCGCGGUGUUCCCCGUCGGCUGGUUCGGCGACGCCGGGGCGCCGCGGCGGGUGGCCAAGAUGCUGUGCUUCGUGGCCGGCGCCACGGCCAACUUCUACGCGCGGCCAAUCGAGGGCGUCACCAUGGUGGUGGACCUCGACCGGAUGGCCAUCGUCGGGUACAGGGACCGGGUGGCGUACCCCGUGCCCAAGGCCGAGGGCACCGACUACCGCGCGGGCAAGACCGGGCCGCCGCUCGCCGGACCCCAGCCGGCGCCCGGCGUCGUCGUGCAGCCGGAGGGCAGGGGAUUCCACAUUGACGGCAACAUCGUCAGGUGGGCCAACUGGGAGUUCCACGUGGGCUUCGACAUGCGCGCCGGGACGGUCAUCUCGCUGGCCUCGCUCCACGACGCCGACGCCGGCGCGCGGCGGCGGGUGCUCUACCGCGGCUUCGUCUCGGAGGUCUUCGUGCCGUACAUGGACCCCGUGGAGGAGUGGUACUACCGCACGUUCCUGGACGCCGGCGAGUACGGCCUGGGCCUCUGGGCGUUCCCCCUCCAGCCCGGCGCCGACUGCCCCGCCAACGCCGCGUACUUCGACGGGUCCUACGCCGGCCAGGACGGCAAGCCUGUCGGCGGCGAGAACAGGAUCUGCGUGUUCGAGCGGUACGCCGGCGACGUCGCCUGGCGCCACACCGAGGCCGGGUUCCCGGACAGAUUGAUCACGGAGGUCCGGCCUGACGUGACCCUGGUGGUGAGGAUGGUGGUGUCGCCCGGCAACUACGACUACAUCUUGGACUGGGAGUUCAAGACCAGCGGCUCCAUCAAAUUCGUGGUUUCUCUCACCGGCCUCUUGGAGGUGAAGGGGACGCCGUACACGCACGCCGACGAGAUCACGGCGGACGCGCACGGCACGCUGGUCUCCGAGAACACGCUCGCCAUCUACCACGACCACUACGUCACGUACCACCUGGACCUCGACGUCGACGGCACCAGCAACUCCUUCGUCAAGAACGUCAUCACUACCAGGCGCAACACGGGGAGCCCGGCCACAGGCGGCGCCGACACGCCGAGGCGGAGCUACUGGACGGUGCGGCGCGAGGUGGCCGAGACCGAGGCGGACGGGCAGGUGGACGUCGGCGCCGGGCCCGCCGACCUGCUGUUCGUGAACCCGGGCAAGAAGACCCGGCUGGGCAACGAAGUCGGGUACCGGCUCAUCCCGGCCGGCGCGACGGCGGCGUCCGUGCUGGCCGACGACGACUUCCCGCAGCGGCGGGCGAGCUACACCAAGAAGCAGGUGUGGGUGACGCCGUACAGCAAGUCGGAGAAGUGGGCGGCCGGGCUGUACGCGGACCAGAGCACCGGCGACGACGGCCUGGCAGCGUGGAGCGGGAGGAACAGGGGGAUCAGGGACGAGGACAUCGUGCUGUGGUACACGCUGGGGCUCCACCACAUCCCUUACCAGGAGGACUUCCCGGUGAUGCCGACGCUCAGCGGCGGGUUCGAGCUCCGGCCGUCCAACUUCUUCGAGAGGAACCCGAUCCUCAGGGCCAGGCCGGCGAGCAUGCCCGGCCACUCGGCGAACUGCUCGUGCGAUGCCAGGUGAUGUAUUUGCUGGAAAAAAAAACUCAAUUGAUCUGAGCCGAAAGAAGUAUUUGCUGGCAACAUUGCGCCAAUCCAUCCAACUCCCAGACGCUCAAGAUCUCUCGUAAGAAAGACCAAGAUGAGAUUGUAUCAGUUUAUUCAACAUCUGCGCAUAAAAAACAUAUGAACAUGAGUAUAUUAUUCCAAGUA
This is a messenger RNA of Panicum hallii, 2346 nucleotides long. RefSeq names its product primary amine oxidase 1-like. The record is from RefSeq and is a predicted model, not a curated record. The coding region runs from base 53 to 2158 and encodes 701 amino acids. Gene Ontology annotation, biological process: amine metabolic process. The transcript has 4 exons. Gene Ontology annotation, molecular function: copper ion binding; primary methylamine oxidase activity; quinone binding. Lineage: Eukaryota; Viridiplantae; Streptophyta; Magnoliopsida; Poales; Poaceae.